Molecule: messenger RNA, 1053 nt
Organism: Phytophthora nicotianae INRA-310
Lineage: Eukaryota; Oomycota; Peronosporomycetes; Peronosporales; Peronosporaceae
Exons: 1
Coding region: 98-985 (295 amino acids)
Cellular component (GO): extracellular region
Source: RefSeq, a predicted model, not a curated record
CGUGCAACCAAGCGGUCCCAUCUGAAUCACCUUUCCAGGACCGAAAUUGUGCUUUGCGUUUGUCUCCACUCGCGAAAUUUCGCUUCUAGCGGCGGCAAUGCGUUCUUCAGCGCUCGCGCUGUUGGUGACGGCGUUGGGACUGGUAUGUACUCUCGUGAAGGGAGCUGAUACCAAGGUGUCCACUACCGGACAAUCGAGAACUUUACAGGAGUUGAAGAAUAUCAACAAGGCAGCGGUGGGGUCCAAGACUUUCGCCUUGGUCGACAGCUACGACUGCGACAGCAGCAUGGUGACGACUGUGAGGAAGUUCUUCAAGGCCAAUGACGCCACGUUCGACACGUGCGUCGCCGACAGCAACUACCAGCUAUAUCCGUACACAGGUAUCAUACCGGACGCGACUAUCGUGACGGGACUGGUGAAUUCCAACGCCUGUAUGGGCAUCAUCACCGCCGUCGUGCUGCUCAACAUGCCUCCGUGUAUUCUCGACGACUUGGCAAUGCGAGCUGCGUGCGAGACGAUCCUAUAUUACUCGGUGGCGUUGCGGCACGGCGUCGACGCCCCGACGGCUGCAAAGUUCGACGAGCUCAUGACCUGGCGACGGAACGUGAAUUUCGCCAAAGCGGCGGGCAAACCGUACGACGGCAAGUCCAAGACGUACUCUGCGUUCACGAAAUAUAUGGGCAAGGCGAUCACCACCAGUAAAGUCACGGUCAUGGACAACUUUACUGUGAUCUUAGACACCGAGGAGGCGGAUUCUAUCGAGAUGAAGGACGGGAAACAGCCUUCCUUCGUCUCCACCAACUCGUCCAUGGACUUCUUCGUCGGCCGGGUCUCUGCAGCCGAGAACGGCGUCGACGAUGCGCCCGUAACUACAGCGUCCAAGACAGUGACUACGGUGCAUUCUUCAGACGCUAUGACUAUGACGAUACCAUUCACGUCAUUAGCAAUGAUGGUACUAGCAACUACAUAUACCAGCUGGCGUUAAUUAUGAAAGACAUAACAUGUUCAUACAUGUAAACAAAAAAUGCAAACUCUAUUCCUUAGAACUUAGCC